UCUAUAUCAGGCGGCUACGUCGGCGUUCAUUUUGUCGAGGUCCGCCGCCGCUUUCGGAGGGGCCUCUGCGUCGGUGUUCAUAUUGUCGAGGAGCGGACUUUCCAUAUGGUGCUCGUAUAAAUUUGAACUUUCCAAACGGCAGUAACUCGUCUGCGUCCUCCUUUUCUCCUUUCCUUCCUUUCUCAAGAUCGCCCUCGUUUCCACCUUUUGCUGUGAGGAAAUUAAGUCAGAUUUUAGUAUUCUGAGGAUAUCUUGGAGCCAUGGUUUUCUUCAGAAGCGUUGCGGUGCUCUCAAAGCUCCGUUCUCGUCUUGCCCAGCAGUCCACUUCAUUGGGUUCUGUCCGGUGGUUGCAAAUCCAGAGCGCUUCAGAUCUUGAUCUUCAUUCUCAAUUGAAGGAUUUGAUUCCAGAGCAACAGGAGCGCUUGAAGAAACUGAAGGCAGAAAAUGGAAAAGUUCAACUCGGAAACAUCACUGUUGAUAUGGUUAUUGGUGGAAUGAGAGGAAUGACUGGGCUGCUAUGGGAGACAUCUUUACUUGAUCCAGAUGAGGGCAUUCGGUUUAGAGGCCUCUCUAUUCCUGAAUGUCAGAAACUGCUGCCUGCUGCGAGUCCUGGGGGGGAGCCUUUGCCAGAGGGUCUUUUGUGGCUUCUUUUGACUGGCAAGGUGCCAAGCAAGGAACAAGUUGAUUCACUAUCAAAGGAACUGCACAGUCGCUCAAAAGUCCCAGAUCAUGUUUACAAGGCAAUCAAUGCUCUUCCACCAACAGCUCAUCCAAUGACACAGUUUACCACUGGUGUUAUGGCACUACAGGUUGAAAGUGAAUUUCAAAAGGCAUAUGAUAAAGGGUUAUCUAAAGCAAAGUUCUGGGAGCCAACAUAUGAGGACUCUAUGAACUUAAUUGCACGACUUCCAGUUGUGGCUUCUUUUGUUUAUCGAAGGAUUUACAAGGAAGGGCAAAUCAUACCUGCUGACAGUUCUCUGGAUUAUGGUGCAAAUUUUUCUCACGUGCUGGGAUAUGAUGACCCAAAGAUGAUGGAGUUGAUGAGACUUUAUGUAACAAUUCACAGUGACCACGAGGGUGGGAAUGUCAGUGCACAUACUGCUCAUCUGGUUGGUAGUGCUCUAUCAGAUCCAUAUCUUUCAUUUGCAGCUGCACUUAAUGGUUUGGCUGGACCACUCCAUGGUUUGGCUAAUCAGGAGGUGCUGCUAUGGAUCAAAUCCCUGGUAGAAGAGUGUGGAGAAAACAUUACAACUGAACAGUUGAAAGACUAUAUUUGGAAGACUUUAAAUAGUGGCAAGGUUGUUCCUGGAUAUGGACAUGGAGUUCUACGUAAAACAGAUCCAAGAUAUACAUGCCAAAGGGAAUUUGCAUUGAAGCAUUUACCAGACGAUCCACUGUUCCAGCUGGUUUCAAAGUUGUAUGAAGUUGUUCCUCCAAUACUUACUCAUCUAGGGAAGAGCAUGAGUAGAGCGUUAUUAGUAAUUUGAGGUAAGAGAAUACCUUUACAAGCCUCAGGUGGCGGCCUCUUUUUAGGUAGCAUUGAGGUCAACUUUCUUGGAAACUCUAUGGAUUAGUCAAGUAUUAUUGACAUAAGUCAGUUGGGUCUGGAGCCAUGGGGGUUCAGUUCUUUCAGAAAUAUGCGGGGCUUUAUAUGGUUGAAUGUGCAAGACAUACGCCAUGUACUCUUGUUGGCUCUUGCAGCUGGUGCUAAAGUCCAAUGCUUCAAGGGAACGCUACUAGCAUCACUUCAUGUUGAAAAAAAAAAUGCUUGUCAUGAGUGUGUAAAGAGUUUUUUGCUACUGGGAAGAGUUGAGAAUGAGCGGUAUGAUUUUCCUCAAUUUUCUAACCGUGAAGCCAGUGCAUAGUCCUGCUACUGCAAAUUUUACUGUUAGGGUCAGGACUCUUUGCCCUCAGGCUCUUAUCAUCUAGCUGAAUCGAAAAGAGACUUGUAUGCUCUGCUUACUCUUUUCAACAUAUGGGCCCCAUGUUUCUCAUCUUAUCCAUGCUAUGGUGCAUUUAGUGUAAUUGUUGAAAAAGUAGAAAGAAACAUGCUUGAAAUGAUGAUAGAAGUGUCUUGUACUUCCUCAUCUUUACUGCUUUUGCUAGACCCAAUGUGUUUCCUUCAGCCCACAGGUUCUCAGCUUUU
Molecule: messenger RNA, 2146 nt
Organism: Phoenix dactylifera (date palm)
Lineage: Eukaryota; Viridiplantae; Streptophyta; Magnoliopsida; Arecales; Arecaceae
Product: citrate synthase, mitochondrial
Biological process (GO): citrate metabolic process; tricarboxylic acid cycle; carbohydrate metabolic process
Cellular component (GO): mitochondrial matrix
Source: RefSeq, a predicted model, not a curated record